UCUUGACACUAUUAUCCGCCAUGUGUCCAAUCCUUCUCAUAAACGCACACGAAACCAAAGUCCGGGUUUCUUGAAGCGGCUACACUUCAUGCUUAUGUAGGUUGAACCUUUUAUUCGUGUACCCGCAUAAUACACUUUGUCAAAGAUUCAAUUAAGAAGUUUUGAACUUCAUCCUCUUUUCUCAUGCAGAUAACAAGCACAUACCUCGGGAUGACAAAUUUUGUGCUUCAAUUUAUGAUAAUAAGCUUUCCACAUUGAAUUCAGCCUCUAACGUUGUAUUAGAGGGGAAUUGGGUGUCCCAUUACCAGAAAUUAUAUGGACUUUAAUCCAUCCCUUUCACAGACUUGAUCACCAAGUCACUAGUUAACCACUAUCAACCAAAUUAAUUCGAGUUUGGUCAUACUGUCUAGACACAACACUAUGAAUGAUCAGUUCACAGCUUUUACCGUGCCAUACUCUCACAUGACCGUACUUGUCAUUUUCACUUGACUAUAUGCCUUAGCCAAAUUAGCAUUACUAUCACAAAAGAUAGUAAUAGGUGAGAUUGGUUUAGGCCAUAAAUAUAUAUCAUAAACCAAACCUCUCAACAAUUAUGUCUCUUCUCUAAGAAAAACCAAGACCACACAAACUUUGAUUCCAUAGUGAAACUGAGUGAUGCAAGUUUUCUUUCUAGAGGCCCAAAAUAUGGCACCUCUCCCAAGCAAGAGGACCCAUCUCAAUGUUGAAGAAUCACCUUUAACAUGAGAAAUCCAACUAACAUCAACAAAUCCUUCCAAAAUUAAUGGAAAGCCACUAUAAGUCAAUACAGUGUGCCUUUGACAUAUCCUAGUACACGCCUCAUUUCAUUUCAAAUCAUGAGAACUAGGAUUCAUCACGUACCAACUUAAUUGUUCUAUUGCAUAUGCGAUAUCUAGCAUCAUGCAAGUCAUGCAUACAUCGAGCCCCCAAUUUGACAUGGAAUACUCCAGUUGUAAAACUGAUUUCCAGUAUUAACCAUAAGUUCCAUACUUGGAUCCAUUGGGGUCUUUAACUCACGAGAAUUCCUACUAUGGAAUUUUUGCAAGUACCUUCUCAUGCAGAAAAAUUGAGAGAAGGAACUUCUUUGUCGUACCGCUUGAUUCAAUAGACAGAAUCACAUUUACCUCCCCCAUUUUCUACAUGGAGAAUUUAAAUAACAACUUUUUAUCAAAGUUCACUUAUCUUUUAUUGGUUCCAAAGAUAAGCAUGCCAUAUACAUACAAAUAUACGGUGACUACAUUACCAGAAUCGUCUUAAAUUGUGUAUACAUUUUGUCUCCUUGGUUUAAAAUAACAUAAACCACUUGACAAAAUCACUUAUCUUUGAUUGGUCACAAAGAUAAAUAUGUCAUCUACAUACAAACACAACGACUCUAUUACCAGAAUCAUCAAACAUUGUAUAUACAAUUUUGUCUCCUUGGUUUAAAAUAACAUAAACCACUAGACAAAAUCACACCACCAAACCCCUAGAAAAAUCCAAGUUUAUCUAGAACUUCGUAAAUGUCGAAUAGAGAAUUAGACUAAUUAACCAUUGAGUAUGUAACCAACCCAAAGGCAAUUUUCAUUCUUCUAUUUCUCCAUUUUACGAAUCAUUCUCCUUCUUCCUCAUCUUCGAAUCAUCCCUCUUCCAAGUUACCUUCCGGAUAUGGAAUACACAAUGAGACAAGUACGAAGAAAACCCAUCUUCUACUGCCAUCGAUGAAAAACCCAUCAUCAAACAUUCUCAUAAUUCCAUAGACCGGAACCAGUUUCUUGUAAAUAGCAGUUCGAGCCUCGUACCGGAAAAAUAUUCUUUUCGAUUGUUGGGACUUUUAGGGGCGAGGGUAUACGUACGAUAGCCCGAGACCGGGUGACGAGGAUUGUGAUAGAGUCGUGAACAAAGUUCACUUUCCGAAAAGAAUAUUUCCACCCUCAACAAGCCUAGGGUUGCAGGAAAUUUCUCCCGAGGAUAAAACUAUCACCACUUUAGGUUCCAGGCUCAAGAACACUAAAGCAUACUUAGAAAUUUUUGGAAGAAAGAAGAAGAAUCUGUUUGAUGGUAUGUGGCACCAUCCACCCCACCCUUAUAUUUAUAGGGGCCGAAUCCAUGCAUUGUUUCAUGAAAGGUUGCCUUUAUCCAUAUGAAAGGUUGCCUCUAUCCAUAUGAAAGGUUAUCCUUAUCCAUAUGAAGGGUUGCCUUUAUCCAUAAGGUUAUCCUUAUCCAUAAAAUAAUGCAACCUCCACUAGGCCAAGGGAUGUGUCCCUUCACGGAAUUAGAAUAUUGGUUCGGUCGGUCUAAUCCCAAACCGGUCGGUCGGUCCAACCCAAAACCGGUUUGACUUGGUUAGUCCGGUUCAACCAAAUUUCCAACACAAUAUAGGUCGGAAAAGGGCAAUUACUCAUUCUUAAAACUAGUAUUCUUAAAACCAAAGAGAGAUACGGAAAAAGGGGACGGGGGAAGCUCUCCAUUCCUGGUUUUCCUGUAGAUGGAUCCUCCGUAACCACAAUAAUCCAUACUUAUAAGGGGAUUCAAACUUAACAUCUUUUGAUAAGAUUUUCUCUUUGGAGAGCACAGUACGAUGAAAGUUGUGUUCCCGCGGGAGGGGGGGGGGGGGUAGUGUUAAGUUAUUGUAUAUUGUUGGCUUCUAUGGUAGAAUUAGUCGGCCCCCCCCCCCCCCCCCCCCCCCCCCCCCCCGAGAGGUAGUUUUUUACUUGUGGUGGAUGUCUGCGAUUCGAUUCCUAUUACUCUAAAUAGUGAACUUAGCCGGUAUAAAUUUAUAUGAAGUUAUCCAAUUUUUUCAAUUCAACAAUUUGAUUGUGACUUAUAUAAUUCAUGGAAGUUGAUAAGAUUCUUACAUUUGGUAGGAAAGUUCAAACGAAGAAAGGCUUACGGUGGAUACCUAGCCAUCCAGAGACAAGAAAGGUCAUAGUAAAUGAUGAAAUGCUUAGAGGGAGUUGAAAAUAGGUGGAAAUCCAGAGAUUCUCGAAUAUGUCAACCUUUCAAACUGUUGCUGAAUCCAUAGACAAAUAAGAGAGGACAUGGCAAAUGAUAUGAUCUCAAAUUGGCCAUUAACCUUGUUGGAAUUGAUUGAUCACGAAGGCAAGCUAAGUACAUUGAAGAACACUAAUUUUUGGCAAAGUAUUUUUACAGUUUUAGGUAGCCAACUUUGGACGAGUGCAACUUGUUAUUGGCUCGAUUGAAAUGAACGUUUGAGGGUUUGUUUUGAACCUAGUGUUACCCACUACAAGCUGGAGUGCUUGGUUGUUCAAGGAAAGGCCAGGAGGAUCGUUUUAAAAGCUUCUCAAACAGCCUUGUCAGAACCAUAAUUCUGCCUGAAUUUGGCUAAGGCAGAGGCAGUGUUCAGGAGGGGUACUUUGAAGCUCUAUUCCGGACAGAAGACGGAGAGUCAAGCUUCAAGAAGGAUACCACACGAUAGUAUGCAUCUUCUAGUACAACGACGAAGCAUUGGUUGACUGGCAUAAAGAUUGGAAGAGCUUGAACGAAGAGUCCAAAGAUCGGUUCGAGCUACGUUUUCUGCCUUAGAGAAUAAGCAAUCUGAAUCCUAGUCGGAUUAGGAUUAGUAGACUGUUUGUGUUUUAAUUCGUUUUUGUGUUGGUUUUGGAUUCCUUUUCGUAGUAGAUUGUAAUUGAAAUAUCCUUAAGAAUUUCCAGGAUUAGCUAGGCCAAUUCAAGUUGUUUUGACUCGUUGUAAUUGUCAGUUUUUGAUCAAUUGAAUAACAAACCGAGAGUUUAAGUUCAUAGGCUUUGUCUUGUGAAUUUGGAGAUCUUCCUAGCUGAUUCUAGGAAUUAUCUUGAGCUUGUAUUGUUCAGUUAUCCCCAUUGUUCGUGGACAAGCAUCUACCCUAAGUUUUCGAGUCUCUUUCCCUACGAGAAGGUCGCACGAAAAUCAACAUCCCAACUCGAACUCAAAACUCUGUUUUUGAGUUCUUCUUUGAAUUAAAUUCAAUCCUUGAUUGAAUUCGUUGCUGCGUUUUCUCUGAUCGAAGCUACCCAAUUAGGGGAUUAUCAGCAAACUAAAACAUGUUAGUAACUAGAGGAAAAGAAAGGAAAAACGAUUCUCGUAGUAGCGGCGAGCAAAAUGGGAGCAACCUAAACCAUGAAAACGAGUUUGUGAGAGAGAAAUACAAGCGUCGUGUUGCUAGACGAAGCGGUGGAGUACUGCACCCUAGAUGGAAAAAGUCUAGUAUCCAAAAGCAUCACUGACUUACGCUUUGAUGUGAGUAGCAUGGGCACAUGGAAUCCCAUGUGAAUCAUCAAGACCUCCUUGCAAGGCUAAAUACUCCUAGGUGACCGAGACUGAAGUAGUAUCGUGAGGAAAGGGUGAAAAAACCACCCCAGCGGGGUGUGAAAUAUAACAUGAAACCAUAGGAUUCCAAGCAAGGGGAGGAGACACGUGGUUGUUGAAGAAUAAGUCAGCAACUCAUAGGCAGUGGCUUGGUUGAGGGAACCCACCAAAUUCGUAGUGAAAGUGAGUCUUCAUAGGGAAAUUGUCACUGCUUAUGGACUUGAAACUGGGUGAAACUAAGUAGGGUUCGAACCGAAUGAUGUUAAAGAAUCAACAUAUGAGUUGUGGUGAGGGGUAAACUGCCACUCGAACCUAGAGCUAGCCGGUUCUCCACGAAAUGUGUUAAGAUGCUACAGUUGGCUGGAAAUCUUGGGGUAAGCAUUAUUUUAGUGUGGAUCGCGCGAGCUGUACCAAAUCAAGGAAAAUUCUAAUACCAAGGUUCAAUAAAACGUUGGGUGUAAGAUGAGCGUUAAGGCUCUGCCUAGCGCCUAGCAUGCUUAGGCAUGCCUAAGCGUUAGAUGUAAAUGUAGCAAAAUAUCUCACACUUGUCUAGAAUAAAAAUGUAUGACCAAUAUUAUCGCAUCCACCUCUCAUUUCUGAACCUUCAUCAACAACACAUGGUAAAGUAUAAAACAUAGUGUGGCGAAAUUAGAAAGGAAAAAGAAGUUGGAAAUAACUAAACAAACUGAGAGAUAAGAAGCACUAAAAAGAAAGAAGCAACUACUGUAAAGAUCGUCAUCUCUAACUCUACCCUAGAGGCUAGGAACACUUGGGAGCAAAGAAUGAAAAAGGAAGACGAUCUUGAUUUUUCUAUAACCUAGAAGCAUAUCAUAAGGUAAAAAAAGACAGUGUGACAUCAUUUCGAGGCACAACUCAAUGCUGACUAGGCACCGACGAUGCCACAAUUUGAUCAUAACGCCUUGUCGGCUACUUUUAGCCAAGGCGAGCAGUUUUCCUUCUGAUUUGUGCCUAUGCGAGUGCCUAGGCACGCUUUUCAGAACCUUGCUAAAUACUAUAUAUGAAUUCAAAAUAAUAGGGGUCAAGGUGAGCCAGUGAGACAAUGAGGGAUAAGAUUAAUCGUCAAGACGAAAACAUCUUGGAUCACCACUCAAGACCUCUAUAUGAUCGCUCGGUGAUAAAUGAGGUGGGUAGGGAUGGGCAAUGUAUAGGAUCGGACCCACCCAUUGUUAUGGUGGGUGAUGAAAUAAUGACCCACACCCACCUAUCUGUAUCGAUUUGGGUGGGUGACAGCAGAUGGUGGAUGGGCUUGGCGAUUUUGAUGGGUCAAAUUUUUUUAAAUAAUGAGAUAAUAUGAGUAAUAAAAGUUUGCAUACAACUAUUCAAUAUUAAUACUACAAAUCAAGAAAAUUGGUAGCUAUUAAACGCAGUUUAGUGCAUAAUCUAACACCAAUUAUCCCAUUCGUGAACAAAAAGUAUUUUAUUGAUAGUUAUCAUAUUUUAAAAUAAUCGAAUUUAUGUUUUAAAUUAAGUAAAAUUCAUAAAAAAAUAUUUUAAUUUAAUAGAAUCUAUCACCAUUAAAGUUAUGAGACAAGAAAAAGAUAAUGUUUUAUUAUAGAAUACGCAAUAACGACUUAAUAUAUAAUGUGAUUUUUCACGGAUAAUGACCCAUGCAUCCAAAUUUUUGGGCGACAACGUUUGCGCCCGGUGUCAGAAGUUCAAGAAAAUUGAUGACUGGAUGACAGGGAAAGCCGACGAUGGAAGCCCCGGUGACUCACAGAUUUUGAUUUGGUUGUAUCAUGGCUGUUGAGUAUAUACAUGAUUUUGUACCGAUCAACUUUGUUUAAUGUGUCAACAAACUAAUCACUUUGGGAAAGGGUUUGCUAAUUUUUUUGAUCUCCUAUUUGAUUCAAUACGGGAAAAGAAAUAAGUAGAACACGUGCGACAGAAUCAACGUGCCGUGCCGCCAGAUGAUCCCCCGAUCUUGAGAACCGCCAAACCUAUUUAACGGGACAACUCGACAAAGAGACACAGGACAAAAAACGAUUAAAUGACAACAUAUCAACGUGAAAGGACACUGUGAGUAGGGUCUAAAUCUGAUGAUGGACAGGUUUCUAGGACCACUGUCCACUGCAGCCUGCAGGACAGGGAUCGCAGGUCCAGGUUUACAAUUAUUGUGUGUGUGUGUGUUGGCCUACAGAGCCGCAAGCCGUUUUCCGAUAAAUGAAGCCACCAACCCACCCUUCUUUCAGUUUCCAUCAUUCCAGUUGGAGCGAAAAGGGCAACCUCCUUACAGAUCCAACAGCACCACAAAACCAAACCUAACUACCAACUGUAACGUAACUACUGUUGCUGAUGAAGAACUAUGUAUGGUUUUUGUAAGCAGAAGCAGGAGACAUAAGUACUGGUGUCUUACUGUCAAAUAGGUUUACGUAAAUGGUGAUCCUAUACGCAUCAGGCCUUUCGUGUCAAUAUAGGGUUUCAGUUGGAAUAGUUCAUGGUGAAUCUUCCUUAGCGGCCAUUAACCCAUCUCACUGUGAUAUACUAAACAACAGGCAUGCAUGUUGAUGCGACUGGUCUGUGCGCUCCUGAUUCCUAGCAACGACUGAUUAGAAGAAAUGGAUAUUUGGGCAUAUGCGUUGUUAAUUAAUUCCAAUUAAUUUACCUAAAAGGGGCCCCGACUCACUAAAAUAUCGAAUUCACGGGUAUAUAUAUAUAUAUUACAUUACUUAGCUUCGUUUUAUUAUUCAGCAAAUCACAUUCAUAUAAAAGAACUACAACUACGCUAACAAACUAAACUAAGAAUAGACUAACCGGAUCAAUGAUUGAUGAUUCUCUAUCUUGAUUCACUCUUCAUUCAUAAUGCGAAGAAUCCCUGACUAGACUUUGAAUCUCGACUAAAGCAAUCAAGACCCUCUUGAUCAUUCGAUUGAGGGACAUAUCCUUAUCUAACACGACCAAGGCGUUCUACACUAGAUUCCGUCUUUUGUGAGUUUCCACACAAUAUACAACAUUGAAUCGACUCACUCUCGUGUUAUCGAUCCCCUACUUCCAGCAGUCCAUGUUGCUCAAUUGACGUGAUAAGGUAUUCCCUCUUAUAGAAUCAAUAAUAUUGACUAAAGCAUACUUGAAUAAUGAAAUCAAGCAUAGAUUGGAUAUGAACUCACGGAUAUCAAGAUAGUGUACUCAUACAAUCAUUCAAUCAAGCCAAACAUGGCUAGAGUUCAUCAAAACCUAAGUGAAUGAGAACUAUUCCAUAAAGAGGCCAGAGAAUACUAUAUAAAGCUCUAAAUCUUCAAUCUUCAUGCCAAGACUUGUUCCUUGAGCUCCAAUGGAGAUGUAAACCUCCAAUUUUGUGUCCACCCAGCUCUAGAUCGAUUUCCCUCUCUUUGGAAUGCCCCUUGGGUGUUUUUGGCCAAAAACCUUGCUCUCCCCUCUCAAAAUCUGUAGCAGCGGCUUUAAACCCGAAGCAGCAGCUGGAACACGCCUUGGGACAUGAUCAAAAGACAAACCGACUUAACCAAAGAGAAAAAGGAAGAAAAUGCAAACCGAUGGGCUGGCAAGCCUCCCAACUAGCGCUUCUUUUGUUCAAAUCUACACCCAUUGAACCACACGCCUUAUGAACUUAACCAACAGCCAAUUCAAAGGUAGGUCCUUUGAAAUAGGUGAUCCACACUUGUGAACCUAUGACAAAACUUAGGGUCAGAUCAAAUGGAUUUUGGAGUUCUAGCAACUACUUUCACUGUUUAGGACUACUGUACAAGUACAAUAUUUUCAAAGUAUAUAACUUGGUUAAGAAUAAAAAAAAAAAGGCGAAAUAGUAUAUUAUGGUUGUCCCCAUUGAUAUACCAACUGCACAAGCACGAAAUUCUCACAAAACUAUAUAUUAGCACCAUUGAUAGUUUUCACAAAUGAAAACUAACUUGUGAUGCACAAUAGGAACUACAGUACUAGACUCGAUUAUUCCUAUCAUGGGUUUUUAUUUAGCCAAUGAGAGAUUCAUACAAGUAAUUGAUAACAAGCUUUGCCAAUUCAUAAGCUCUCUAAUGAAAUCGGAAUUAAGUUCGGAACCUCGACCGACAAUCCUUGGAACAACAACAACAAAAAAGCACAAAUCAACUCCAUAAACUACAGUUUUUAAGCCCCUAAUACUGUAUUUGGCAAUGACAACAAAAGUUUGCAUGUGCUUCAGCUACUUCGUGUUCGUGGUCCCCAAAGAGAAAAUGACAAAGAUUCCAUAAUUUUCAGUAGAGUAAAUACUAAAUAGUAUCCCUGGAUUCCAAAAUUACACACGAUUCCAACAAAUUAAACACGCCCGG
Linum trigynum is the source of this 8579-nucleotide messenger RNA. NCBI's taxonomy places the organism in Eukaryota, Viridiplantae, Streptophyta, Magnoliopsida, Malpighiales, Linaceae. The record is from the annotation of a GenBank genome assembly.